Moesziomyces aphidis is the source of this 5085-nucleotide messenger RNA. NCBI's taxonomy places the organism in Eukaryota, Fungi, Basidiomycota, Ustilaginomycetes, Ustilaginales, Ustilaginaceae. The record is from the annotation of a GenBank genome assembly.
AUGAGGUCGCCCGAUCUCGAGGGCAGCAGCACCAUAGCUGCUGCCCCGUCCACUUCUCCAACACCGACACCCAGCUCGCCUUCGCUCAACAGGACGCCACGCUGGGGCAGCAUCCGCCAGCGCUUCAGUAGCAUCCAGUCUCGUGAUUCCAUCUCUGCCAACGCCGACAGCGUCGACGACGGCAUGUGGGACAAGAACGAUACCGCCUUCCUCGAAGAGGUCGCUCGCGCGUCUCCGCUUUUGCUCGCUUCGCCCGAUCGCUCCGACUCGCUCGCACCCGUCCUCGAGCACGACCAAUCCCGCCUCCCCAUACAUCUGUCCUCUCGCACGUUCGAAGAUGCCUCCCACUCCUCAUACUCUCGCAGAUCCAUGCAACCGCAGCCGUCGUCCGCAUCCAGCUCCACCCCUUCCUCGGCAGCAUCUGCAACCUCGGCUACAUCCACGCCCGUGGUCUCCAAUGAGGAUGUCUCUGGUGCAAGUCCUGUUCACGGCUACUCCAAGCCGUGGCCUCGUACCAUGCGCAGGAUGGCCUCCGCCACCGUCCUACCCGAUCUGCCGGAACAGAAGCGGGCAGACGAUCUCGUCUCCUUUCGACGCCCCUCCACGGCCUCGUCCUCGCCUCAGCUUCUGCCUCCCAUCGGUCCUUCCACUCCGCUCAUGUCGGACAACUUCGCCACUGCCCAUGGCUUUCAGUCCCCGAACGGAAGGAGCACCACGCAUUCAAGCCUCCGUUCCAGUCCCAGUCUCUCGCACAGCAUAUACGCCGGCCCCGACAUGACCCGAUCGGCACUCGCAGAGCAGUAUCCACGCUCACCCUCGAUCCACAGCGCAUCCUCUUACACCGCAGCUGGAUUCUCCUGGAAGGAAAGCGCGAUCCAUCCCGAAGGCCGCGCCCGCGCCUCUUCGUCCACAUCCGACUUUGGCGACGCCCUCGCGCCUCCCAUUGUCGGCAUUGACCGUCGCACAAGUCGCAGCGUCGUGGGCAGCCCCCUUGCGCAAGCAUCCCACUUCUUCGCAACUGCCUCGAGGAGCCCAGACGCGUCGAUCCGCAGCCGUAGCAGCAUCUCUACGCGCCCAACGACCGCUCCAGAAGGAUCAGUGACCCGGCAGUCCUCAGGCUUCUCUCGCGCGACCGAGCCCUUUCCCGCUGGUCAAGAUUUCGGCAUGGGUGAUUCCGACGACCACGGUACGGCCUCGCCGCGGGGCAAACGCAUGGCAACCGCCAGUAUGAGGGGCGUCCCUGGCAGUCCCACCAAGAAAAGCGCAAGCAUCGCCAGCCCGACCGCCGCACAUGCCACAUUCUCGUCUACACCUGUCGCCGCAGAGUCGCCGACCGUGACUGCUCCCGAUGUCCGCAAGCAUACCAAGAACAAGAGCAGCCUCGUCUCAGGCCUGCGCAGGCUGAUGGGCAAAAGGGAGCGCGAGGCCAGGGGUGCCGCUCCACCCCUCGAGAUCUCAUCGCCCCAACAAUUCGCUGAUGCCCCUUCUGCCGACAAGGUGGUCUCUCGAGGACCCAACCUUGCGCCGUCACGUUUCUCGGAUGCGUCUGCCACGCUUCGAUCACGAGCUCUGAGUAUGGACGGAGCUCCGAGUCCCGGGGGUCUCAACCUGCUUGGUUUAGCUGACGAUGCGUUCGGCCCUGACAAUGCAUUGCCGCGCCUGCGCACGCACGUCGAGGACAGCCCGUCUCGAUCCAACGGCCAAGACGACAACAUGCGCGCUUCGCCGAAUUUGGCUCGUCGUUCGCCCAGCCUUGACCUUCUGCGGGGCUUCGGGGGUCUGAGCAAGGUUGCAUCGCCUGUUUACAGUGCAGCAGGGCAGGAUCGAUCGGCAGCUGACCCAGCCUCGCCACGCUCGCGUACAAAAAGCAUCGAUGGCCUCGCAAAACCGUUGCGCGACGUCCUCACACACCGGCCUCGCCGCGAAUCCACCACGCGCGGCGCAAGUCGCACAAGCGUGAUCGAACACAUCUCGCACGAAGAAGCCCGCCGGCUCACAGGAUCGGCAGGCCCGACUAUUCUCCGCACGAAAGAAGCCGUCGAGGAGCAUCGCUCAACGUACGCCUCCUUUCCUUCCGAGAUCGGUCUGCCGGACCGCGCUCAUUUCGAUAUGCACCAGUCCGGCUCGCCUGCUCCUCGAUCACAGGUACUGGAAGAUGCGACGUCGAUGGCGGACCAGUCGGCUUCACAGGCGGCAACUCACGCUCCUUCGCGGCCACAGCGUCCGCAUGACAGGGAUGCUCUGAUGGCGCCGCCUCAGGACACACCGGGUCAGCCCAGCAACGGCACAGGGGCUGGCAACAGCAACAGGGGUGGCGUCUCCUCCUCGGGCUCCUCCUUUACUUCCACUAGCUCUGCCAUCACCGACUCGGCUGGAGCACAGCGUACGCCGUUCUCGUUCCAAUCUCAGGCGUACAGGCCGCUGUCGCGCGACCCGCGAAGUGACUCCAAAGCCAUGCCCGGCUCGCCCGCCAGCGGAUCGUCGCUUGGAUUUCACUUGUCUGGCGACUUGGCUGGUCUGGGCCCGGGAGCGUUCGAUUCUGGAAGAGGACUUCAUCGUCCAAGCUCGUCGACCGGCUCGCAGUACGCUCUUGCCUCAGCUCGGGGUGGCCUGCCAGCUCAGACCGCUUCGUCCAUGAUGCCGCCUCCGUCACUGUCAUCUUCCGACACGGCAAAGCGUGGCCACGCAAGUCGCCGCUCGCUCAACAGCCUCGUGGGCAGCAAGCCGUGGUCGAGCCUGCUGGGCUCGCCCCAUAUGGGUGGUGGUCUGGCGCUCGGCUCUUCGUCGUCGCACCGCAAGCGUGUGUCGACCAUGGCCAUCUCGCGACCCAUGUCGGUGUCCACGUCGGCCUUCUCGACCGAUGCAACCGAUCUGAGUCCCGAUCGCCUCGCCGAUCUGACGCUAAGGCCGUCGGAUUUUGAAGGCGCUCGCUCGCGGCUGCGCGUGGAUUCAACACUUUCCAACUUUUCGGAACCGUCGCAGUGGGAGCCACCCUCGGGCCCACUUGGCGUUGCCCUGACUCCACAUGCAGCGACAGCUGAGUCGUCGGCUUCUUCGCACCACUCGCACCAUUCGCAUCGCUCGCACCGGUCCUUCCAGUCGCACAGGCUGGCACCGACCUCGUCCAAUUCGGCGCUUCGUCAGCCCACGCUCGGCCAAGCUAGCAGGCCUACGACAGGCGAAGGCUUCUCUCUUGACCACCGCUCGUCGCCCUCUCUCGCUGCUAUCUCUGCGCACUUGGACGAUCCGCCCUCGCUGAACCGCUCCUCUUCGCUCAAAGGGCUGAGCAACGUCCGCACCACCGACUCUUCGGUCUUUGUACCGACCUUGGCUGCGGCUGCGCCCAUCUCGACGCGCCCUACACCGCGGCCGCUUUCCUCGGGAUCUGUGCUGGCCCAUCGAAAGCGCCCCUCCUUCGGCCUCGCCAUCGAGCCUGCCGCCCAUUCGGCCUUUGACAGCAUUCCCAGCCCGCUUUUGCGCACGCGCCGUGGGUCCUUGGCCUUGCCCGACGGAUCGAAUUCCGGACGACCUUUCUCGUCCUCGUCGGCAUCUGCAGGUCGCACGACGUCCGACAGCUCGUCGCGCACCAGCCUGAUCCAGUCGGCGCGCGCAUCGGCAGGAACGCUCUCUUCGCACCACACCUUUGCGUCGGACGACAAGCUCGAGGUCGAGACCGUGCGCGACGGCAGUCCGACCAAGCUGCCAUCUGACCAGCCCUCGCCUCUGCGUGACGAUUCGGUUGCGGAACUCGAGAUCGCCAUGUCGGCUGUGCUUCUGCGCCCGCCCUCGUCCAGCCAUCGCCAUUCGGUCUCGGUGCCGAUGGACGAGGGCGACUCGCCGCGACAGCAUCAGGAAGAGAGCUGGAGCCGGGCUACGGGCGCGACCCAAGGCCCCCGGCAGCCCACGACGUCACGGGUGUUCAUGAUUCACUCGCCGAACGAAGAGGCCUCCGCAUCGCCAUCGUCGGGCCGCCUGAGCCAAGCUACCAAGGACAUCGCCUUCGGAUCGAUUGCGGGUAUGGUGAGCAAGGUGUUCGAGCAUCCGUUCGACCUGGUCAAGGUGCGACUGCAGACGCAGUCGGCGGACAGGCCUCCGCGCUACGCGGGUGCGUUUGACUGCUUCAAGCAGACGUACCUGCAGGAGGGCAUUCGUGGACUGUACCGGGGUCUGAGCAUGCCAGUGCUGGGCGCGACGCUCGAGAACGCGUGUCUGUUCUUUACGUACAACCAGAUCCAGUCGGCGAUCCGCUGGGCGAACGGCGAGGCGAGCAUGGCGUCUGCGGCGCAGGCGGAUGCAGAAGCGCCGCUGUCCAUGGCGCAGCUGGGCAUCGCCGCCGCGGGCGCGGGGUCGGUGACGAGUCUGGUGCUUACGCCGAUCGAGCUGAUCAAGUGCAAGAUGCAGGUGCAGAUGAUCACACGCGAGCAGCAAGCUCCUCUGGCCAGCUCAAGCUCGCACGCGGCGGGUGCGGCUACGACUGGCGCACAGUUGCAACAGCAACGGUCGCUGUACACGAGUGCGGUGCGCUCAUCUGCGGGCGGAUCGCAGGCGUCAGCACAGGCAUUCAAGACGCUCGAUGGACCACUGACGCUGCUGCGACGCACGGUUGCUACGGACGGCAUCCGCGGACUGUGGCUCGGGCAGACGGGUACCUUGCUGCGCGAGACGGGUGGGGGCGUCGCGUGGUUCCUCGCCUUUGAGGGCUGUUCGCGCUCCCUGAUCGCGCGCAAACGCGCCCAGCAACGCCGCAACGAUAUCACCAAGAAGGACCUGAGCUCGCUCGAGCUCGUGGGUGCCGGUGCGCUGGCGGGGAUCAGCUACAAUGUGGUGCUCUUCCCCGCCGACUGUGUCAAGUCGACCAUGCAGACCGAGCAGGAGAUGCGCGCCGCAUCGCACGGCGCCGUGGCGGGGCAGAAGUGGAAGGGCACCGGCUUCUUUGACACGUUCAAGAAGAUCUACACUACCCGCGGCGUUCGCGGGCUGUACGCCGGGUGUGGUGUGACGUGUCUGCGCAGCGCACCGUCGAGCGCCAUCAUCUUUUUGAUGUACAACAAGCUGGAAAAGCUCAGCGACUCGUAUGGACUAUAG